UUGAAACGAAACGUCGUAGUCUGAGCGAACUCUUGAAUUUUUAAGCUUUAUCGUUCUGCAAGUUACCACCGGUUAUUUAAUACUCGGUGACUGUUCCUCUGAAUGCAGAUGCACCCGCGUGCAUUCUACAUGUCUAUACUUGUCAUCCUUGUGACUGAUGGCGCUUGUUGCGACGACAAUACGAGGUGGUACACAGGCCUACGUACUGUGCUUAAGAAUUGCCCACUGGAAUCCUGGAACAGCUCGUGGCAAGAUGAAUUUCUAGAGAAGUUUCGCAAAUGCGUGCAGGAGCAUGCGCUGGCUGCUUUGGAUUCCCUUUUAACCGACGAUAUUAUACCAGUCUUCGCGGGGUUGGAUUUAGUGAGAUUCCAGGAAGACAGGAACUUUACGGAUAAUUACAGAGAGAGUGAAAUAGGAGAUGAUACCAAUUGGACAGCCGUUAUUGUGAAGCGAUUGUUACGAAUUUUACGUACUCACGUGUUCAAAGUGGACGUGGACCAUUUCACCAGUCAUAUUAUUUCCCUUGUUAAUAACGAAGAAACCGACGUAGAUAGUUACAAGUUCGAAGGACGCAGACGUCACCGUCGCAGACACAACCACAUGGUGCCGUUGAUGAUGAUGGGCUUCCUGCUGAUGGGUUCGAUCUUGAUACCAAUGGGUUUUCAGUUCCUCGCGGUUCUCGGUGGCAAGGCGUUGCUCCUGGCCAAAAUGGCCUUGAUUCUCUCCAGUAUCCAAGGUCUAAAGAAAAUAGCAACAAAUGGCGUUAACUAUGGACUGUACCAUGCUCAUCCUGUGGCAGAUGGCUGGCACGACAGAAGCCAUAUAGAACCUUCUCAUUUAGAUUUACCUUUUCCACCGCCGCUUCGUCCCUAAUCGUUUCAACGAUGACAAUCAUUGCUUAGACUUUUCACUAAUUCCUCUACUGAGUUCCAUCUACCUUUCUAGGACAAUCUCAUUGCGCACUAAGGAAACGAUGAAAUUUAAUAAAUCUUGCACCUCAUUGUAAAAUUCAUUAAUACAAUAAAUUUGAAAUGUGUAAUGAAUUUCAUGGCGAGGUACGGAGUUCAUUAAAUAUUAUUGUACAA
This is a messenger RNA of Frieseomelitta varia, 1085 nucleotides long. RefSeq lists its product as uncharacterized. The record is from RefSeq and is a predicted model, not a curated record. NCBI's taxonomy places the organism in Eukaryota, Metazoa, Arthropoda, Insecta, Hymenoptera, Apidae. The transcript is spliced from 3 exons. The coding region runs from base 103 to 873 and encodes 256 amino acids.